This is a messenger RNA of Argentina anserina (silverweed cinquefoil), 1848 nucleotides long. RefSeq names its product U3 snoRNP-associated protein-like EMB2271. NCBI's taxonomy places the organism in Eukaryota, Viridiplantae, Streptophyta, Magnoliopsida, Rosales, Rosaceae. The coding region runs from base 70 to 1635 and encodes 521 amino acids. The transcript has 7 exons. Gene Ontology annotation, molecular function: protein binding; U3 snoRNA binding. Gene Ontology annotation, cellular component: small-subunit processome. The record is from RefSeq and is a predicted model, not a curated record.
GUUUAAGCUUCUCUGCAACUAAAACCCUAGCCAACCAGCACCUGCUUCUCUCAUUUUGGCCCCGCUCAGAUGAACAGGGCCAAGAAGCGCGGCGGCGGCGGCGGAGGAAGAGGCUCAGCUCCCAAAGGAGCCAGAAAGCGGCAGCCUUCCUUCAAAGAAGACCCAUUCUUCACGAACGCUUCGAAGAAGCGGCUGAAACACGACGAGGACAUUCGCAGCGACGAGUCUUCGGAUGAGGACCGGAACGACGCCGCCGUCGGGGCAGGUAGUGGUGACGAGGACGGGGAGGAGGAGGCGGCGGCGGAGGAGAUUAUAGAGGAGACUCCCGGGGAGAAAAAGCUGAGGCUGACGAAGGAGUAUCUCAAUAGGCUGAGAGAGCAGGAUAGGAGGAAGAAGGAGGAUGAGGGUGACGACAGCGAUGACGACAGCUUGAAGGAAGGGGAGAGGGACUCGCUUGUGGCUAAGGUUCUGCAGCAGCAGCAGCUCCAGGACAGCGGCCGCCUCCGCCGCUCCAUUGCUUCUAGGGUUCAGAAGCCAGAAGCUACUGAUGAAUUUCAGAACUUAGUGAACCAUCGCCAAUCUGUCACCGCGGUUGUUCUCUCUGACGAUGACUUGAGAGGUUUCUCAGCAUCUAAGGACGGCACGAUUUUUCAUUGGGAUGUAGAUAGUGGGAAAAAGGAGAAGUAUCAGUGGCCCAGUGACAAAGUGUUAAAGUCCCAUGGGGUCAAGGAUCCACUAGGUCGAGCUACAAAGCAUAGUAAACAAAUGUUAGCACUUGCAAUUAGUUCUGAUGGUCGGUAUUUGGCGAGUGGAGGAUUGGAUCACCAUAUUCAUUUGUGGGAUACUCGUACCAGACAGCAUGUUCAGGCUUUUCCAGGUCACAGGGGACCUGUAUCAUGUUUAACUUUCAGGCAAGGGAGUUCAGAACUCUUUUCAGGUUCAUAUGAUCGAACAAUUAAGAUAUGGAAUGCGGAGGAUAGAACUUACAUAAAUACAUUAUAUGGUCACCAAGGUGAAGUAUUAUCUAUGGAUUGCCUACGAAAAGAACGGGUUUUGACUGUUGGACAUGAUCGAAGUAUGAUGUUAUUCAAGGUUCCGGAGGAGUCACGUUUAGUAUUCCGGGCCCCUGCAUGCUCAUUGGAGUGUUGCUCUUUUAUUAGCAAUGACGAAUUCUUAUCUGGCUCUGAUGAUGGAAGUGUUGAGCUCUGGACCAUGCUGCGAAAGAAGCCCGUAUGCAUAGUUAAAAAUGCUCAUCCUUCAUUGGCUGCACACAAAGAAGUUGAACAAAAGGAUGGUAAUACAGUCCCCAAUGGUCACAUAGAAAGUUACAACUGUUCUUCAACCUUCUCUUGGAUCAGUUCAGUCACUUCUUGUAGAGGCAGUGACCUUGCCGCAUCAGGAGCUGGUAAUGGCUUCGUUCGUUUAUGGUCUAUCGAAAGUGAGAGCAAUGCCAUUCAGCCCUUGCACAAUCUCCCUAUGGUUGGAUUUGUUAAUUCAUUAGCUAUUGCCAAAUCUGGAGGCUUUGUAGUUGCAGGAGUUGGAAAGGAACCUCGUUUAGGGAGGUGGGGACUUAUCCCAGCUGCUCAGAAUGGAGUUGCAAUCCACUCCCUUAAGCUUUCAUCGGAUACAAACUAGCUUGAAACUUAAGAGUACCAAACGUUUUGUCUCCCAAUUUUGAUUACAAUGAGUUGAUGAGGAAAUGGAACAAUGUUCGUUCUGGUUCAGAGCUACAGAGUAUGGCUUUCAUUUUUGUUGUGCCGUGUCACCUAUGUAAACGUCUAAAUCUAAUUUUAUUUGAAGAGAAGGCCAACAAUUUUUAACAUGAAAAAGGGCACCAAUUUUAUUGUA